GAAAAAUAUAACAAUUCUCAACUACAUUUUUAUAGUAUGGUAACAUUAAUCAGCUGAUUACAAAUAUUUACGCUGCCUGGCGUCACAACGUAAGACGAAAAGGGCGUAAAAAAAAUCAAACACUGUUGUUGAUUAUUUAAAUACUAUUAUUAGUGCUUUGUAAACGACAUAAGCACACCAGAAUGUUAGCACAAUAUAUGGAUGAGUUUGAGCAGGAGCCAUUUGAAGUGUCGGAAUUUAUUGAACGACUCACUUGGCGAAUUAAUAAUGAAGUUGGCAUCAGUGGCAAAAGUGCGGAUGAUUUCAAUCCUGUAGCACUUCAUGAAACUUUUAUACAAACUAUAAAAGAUAUGAAAAUUUUACAAGAAAAACAACAGGUGAAAUGCGAACGGCUAGAAGAGUCACUUCGGCAAGAACAAUUAACACACACAAAACAAAUAUGUAAACUGCAGGAACGUCAUCAAGUCGCAAUAGACUGGUUUGGUCAAUUAGACGAGAAAAUCAAUUCUGUAGCAGGUAAAAUCAUACACCUUGGUGAACAACUAGAAAAUGUGAAUACGCCUCGUAGUCGCACUGUAGAGGCUCAAAAACUUUUGAACCAUAUGUCUGAGUUUCUCAUUCCUGGGCCCAUACUCAACGAUAUAUUCUCCGAUCCUGCACGGCUUUUCGAAGCUGCAGAUGUGAUCCAAAAACUUUACGCAAUAUCACAAGAUUUGCCAAUAGAAAAGUUUGCCGAUUCGAAAAGGAAAAUCGAAAAAAUGUAUGAUGACGUAGAGCGCCGUCUUAUUGAAGAAUUUGCAACAGCACAAAAGUGUGAAGAUAUUGAAAAAAUGAAAAAGCUGGCGCAGAUUUUAUCUCAAUUCAAGGGCUAUACACAAUGCAUCGAUGCCUAUAUAGAACAAAGCCAAAUGACUCCCUAUGGCGGAAAAGAUAUAUUUAUAGGAAUAACGCCUAUGUGUAAACAUCAUUAUGAGAUAAUAAAAAAAGUAUUUGCCAAUCCAGCGCAAGUUAUGUCGAAGUUUAUUCUCAACAUUUACCAGUUAAAGCUAAAUCAGUAUGCUCUAACGAAAUUGGAUGAUAAAAAGGACGAGGAGAAAUAUUUACGAACACUUUAUGAAUUGUAUUCAAGAACGUUGAAGUUAUCUUUAGAUCUACAAAUUUAUAUGUCUACGAUAGACGACGAUCUACUGCAAAAGUUGACCCAACAAAUUUUCACAAAACAUUUGGCAAAUUAUGUGGAAGUGGAGUCAAGGUGCCUAACAACAAAAUGCUCAACUGAAUUGGAACGAUUUUAUGUCAAUAAAAAGCAUCAAAAAAAGCCAACAGAACGUUUUCAGGAACUAAGGCGUGAUAUGCAGGCAUUAAUAGGUACACGAGCUAAUAUCAAUAUAGCUCAGAUUGAAGACUAUGGCGGCGAGACAUUCCUUUGCGAGGAGUUAGCUAUAAAUAUGCUGCAGGAGGCCAAGGCUGCACUUAAACGUUGUCGUCUACUUUCCACCGCGAUCGAAUUACCCACCAACGUAAUUAAAUUAAAUGAUAUUUUAUUACGUUUCCUUAUGCAUGAACAUGUAGUGUAUGCACUCGAACUGGGUCUGCAGGCGAUACCGAUAGUAGAAGGUAAAACCUUUCCACAACUUUAUUUUUUCGAUGUGGUACAAAAAACCAAUAUAAUUGUGCAUUUGUUGGAAAAACUCUCGAAUAGCUCAGUUAUCCCUUGUAUUAUUAACACUCCAAAAUAUUCGGAUUUUAUGUUCAAAAGGCGUUUGUUAAUGGAGCAAAUUGAAAAAACGUUAGAUCAGGGGCUCGAACGAUCUAUCAAUGCUAUAAUCAGUUGGGUUAAAUUAUAUUUACAAAGCGAGCAAAAGAAAACUGAUUACAAGCCUGAAACGGAUAUGGACACAAUCUCAUCAGCGGCUUGUCUGCAAGUUGUUCAAAAUUUGCAACCCGCAUUAAAGCAGGCUAAACGCUGUGUUGAUGGUGAUAACUUGCAAAAUAUUUUACAUGAAGUUGGUGUGCGUUUUCAUCGUGUAAUUUUUGAUCAUUUACAAACUAUGCAGUAUAAUACAGCGGGUGCCAUGUGCGCCAUCUGUGAUGUAAAUGAAUAUCGCAAAUGUAUACGAGAAUUGGAAAAUCCGUUAGUUACACAACUAUUCGAUAUCCUACACGCAUUAUGCAACCUUUUACUUGUGAAACCGGAAAAUUUGCAAGAAGUUUGCACUGGAGAGACUUUGAACUACUUGGACAAAUCAGUUGUGCGACAAUUUAUUCAGCUACGCGCCGAUUUUAGAUUUAUUAAGAACACCAAUUAUCUUAAGGGCAUUAUGGAAUGAGUCGUCAGUAUGUACUAUUAUGUAUUAUCUACAAGCACUGUAAUCAAAAUAUUUAUAGCAAUAACAAAAUAUAUUAAAAUAAAAAUUAAUAUCAUAUAAUCAACGUUGGAAUUGGUAAGUUAUUUAAAAUUAUUUUUAUUUACAUUUACGUCGCUCCAUUAACAAAAGAAGAAUGAAUUAAUUGCAUUAGUGUUAGAAAGGAAGAAAAAAUUACGAAACGUUUAAUCAAAUGAAGUCGUUAGAAAUUCCGCUACCGUAUCAGGUGCUACCCUCUGCCUAAUCAGAUUACUUUCGCCAGUUAUAUAUUGAACGCAAUACAAGCAUUAUACGUUUUGUUAAGUAAAAACUAGACGCUUCUUCAUCGACAACAAAUUAUUGACAUCGGUACCGACAAGCAAUUGGAAAUGCGCGUCCAAUUCUUUUACUUAAAAUUAAUAUAUCUAAGUAAUAUAUUUUGGCUGACAUUUACAGAUAGAAGAUCAAUAGAUGUUCAAAAUGCACCAAAAGAAGUUUUUAGAAAAUUAUUAAGCUUGCGUACUCUACCCUUUGAAGACUGCGGAUCUCGAUAUGAUAUACUGUAUGUUAGUGUUUCAAGCUGUUCUGCUAUACCUUGCCAAAUGGCUCGUGGUUCAACUAUGACGGUAAAAGUUAUUUUUGAUGACAACGGGGAAAAUACUUUGUAUUUAAGGCAUAACGUCCGUUGGAUCUUUAAUGCUAUUAAAACAAACGCCGUCAUUACUCCAGAUCCUUGUGAAGAUAAAAAAAGCUGUUUGCUUCAUGAAAGCGAUGGAAAAUCCUACCUUGCUGAGGUUUUUGUCAGCAGUACUCUGCCCAAUAUACGCGGCACAAUGAUGUGGGUAGCAGAAAGUGCUUACAAUGCUGGAGUUAUUUGUUUUAGAAUUCCAAUUCUUGUAACCACAACCAAAAAAUAAUGUUUCAUGUAAUAAAUUUACAUGUUCAUACAUAUGUAUGCGUUAUAUGUAUAACAAUAUAUGUACUUUGAGUAAAAAAUUUGUACUUUAAGAAUUGUGUGUAUGCACAAGUUUAUA
Messenger RNA from Bactrocera oleae (olive fruit fly), 3379 nucleotides. It is a transcript of the gene Sec10, whose product is annotated as Exocyst complex component Sec10. The record is from RefSeq and is a predicted model, not a curated record. Gene Ontology annotation, cellular component: cytoplasm; exocyst. Gene Ontology annotation, biological process: Golgi to plasma membrane transport; exocytosis. Lineage: Eukaryota; Metazoa; Arthropoda; Insecta; Diptera; Tephritidae.